Calypte anna (Anna's hummingbird) is the source of this 497-nucleotide messenger RNA. It is a transcript of the gene HMGA1, whose product is annotated as high mobility group AT-hook 1. Gene Ontology annotation, cellular component: nucleus; chromatin. NCBI's taxonomy places the organism in Eukaryota, Metazoa, Chordata, Aves, Apodiformes, Trochilidae. The record is from RefSeq and is a predicted model, not a curated record. Gene Ontology annotation, biological process: regulation of DNA-templated transcription. Gene Ontology annotation, molecular function: transcription coregulator activity; DNA binding.
GGAGGGGGGAGCUUGCGAAAAUCCCCGGGAGACCGGCACGGCAUCGGGGAGCAGCCCCCGGCAAUGAGCACCCCCCGUGCCCGGGUUCGCAGUGUGCGUGGGGAUCGGUUCUGGAGCGCUGCUGGAAAGAGGAUGAGUGAAUCCAGCGCCAAAUCCAGCCAGCCCCUUGCUUCCAAGGGGGAGAAGGACGUGUCGGAGAAGAGGGGGAGGGGGCGACCCAGGAAGAAGCCACAGGAGCCCAGCGAGGCCCCGACCCCCAAAAGACGCGGACGGCCAAGGGCAAGCAAGAACAAGGCCACCCCAAGGGCAGGAAAGCUGCAGUCACCACCGGGGAGAAAACCUCGAGGAAGACCCAAAAAAUCGCAACAGGAUGAGGAGGAGGUGAACAUUUCCCAGGAAUCAUCUGAAGAGGAGCAGUGAAACUCCCGGACCGGCGCUACCUCACCCGUGGCCAGGGUGGGGGGGAUGGGGAGAAGCCCCCCCCCCCCUCUCCCCAC